CGUCAAACAACACAUGGCUGUCCAUGGAAUCAUCAGGAAUCACAAGUGUGUUGUCUGUGAGAAGACUUUUGCCAGGAAAACUCAACUGAACACUCAUCUGUCAACUCAUGGAUUGUAAUAUACUAGUUAAAGAAGGAAAGUGCACAGCUCAGUUGAAUGGUGUUCUGUGUGAGUGUAUUCAGUGUAAAAGUGACUUUGGAACUUAUGUCAUGCCAAAUGGCGUAAAAGAUAAUAGAGGUUCCCUACGAUAUUAUAAAUGUUCACUCUGUGACUGCAGAUACAAAAACAAAAGGAUAUUGAGAAAACAUCAUCUUAAUAAACAUGCCAAUAUUAAUAAGUGCCAGUGUACAACUUGUGCCAAAUCAUUUUGCAGUUACUCUGCAUUGAAGUCUCAUAUUUCACGCAUACAUUUGGGAUGUUUAAAAAAAGAGAUUUGUAAAAUAUGUAACAAAGGUUUUUCCCAGAAAAGUUCCGUCAACAAACACAUUCGUGAAGUGCAUUAUCAAUUGAACAAAAAUCUCUCUUUUACAUGUAAACUUUGUAAUAGGUCAUUUGCUCGGAAAAGAAAUCUCACACGACAUACUUCUCGAAUGCAUGUGGAUACAAAGGAAUACCAAUGUGGAGAAUGUAACAGUGAUUUUGUGUGUAAAGAGAAUUUAGCGCAGCACAUCAAAAAACACCAUUUGCCUCAAGAGCAAUAUAAAUGUGCAAAUUGUGGCAGAAUUUUUACUGUUAAAGAUACUUUGAUGCAACAUCUUAGAAUGCAUCACUCAGGUACAAAUCAUGGUUGUGAAAUAUGUGGGAAAAUGUUCAAAAGAAAAGAUAAAUUGAAAUUACAUUUCUUGACACAUUCUGAUGAUAAACCGUACGUCUGUCACACUUGUGGCAAAGCAUUUAAAAGAGAGUGUAAUUUACAGCAGCAUGAGCAUACACACAGAGAUAACAGACCUCAUGAGUGUAACAUUUGUGGAAAGACAUUCAAACUAAGAACACAUGUCAAACAACACAUGGCUGUCCAUGGAAUCGCCAGGAAUCACAAGUGUAUUGUCUGUGAGAAGACUUUUGCUAGCAAAACCCAAUUGAACACUCAUAUGUCAACUCAUUGAUUGUAAUGUAACAUCCCUUACAUCAACUGUUCGCUUGAAUAAUUUUAAAUGCAAUCUAUAUAGAUAAAAUCUUACUUUUACUCAGAUGAGUGUUUUUAAUGAAGGUCAGUUACGUCAUUAGAUUUUUACAUUAUAAUCCCAUGAUGAUUCCUUCAGGCAGGCCAAACUAGCGAUUGAGCUGGACUAGAGUAGUCAUUUCUCAAAAUCUUGAAAUCUUAUAAGAUAAUUCAGAUGCAUUUUUAUCUGCUAAACAUUGUAUGUAAAGUAAUUGUACGUUCUACUGUGACGGUCGAACAAUUACUGUGGAAGCAAACACACUUGAAAUGUUCAAUCAGCGUAAACCUAGUAAACGGCAGAGAGAAACCUUUCUUACUUAUUUUUUUCUCAUUUCUUUAGAUCAAAUUAUUUCUGUAAAAAACAUUUAGCUAUAUUAUACAAUGUCGUGUAAGUUUAAUUAUUUAGGUUACAUUCAUCUUCUGCUUAUUUUAACUAAACGAUUCAAGGGUGUAAAAGUUAGAAUCGUAAUCAAAAUGGAGUUUUAUCUUUAAACUAAUAAAGUAUGAGUUAACUCACAAAAUAAUUAAAUGUAAACCUUUACUUUUAUUUUUUUAGGAAGAAGAUUGCUAUUUUAAAUAUUUGAACUAGAUUAGAAACAUUUUUGUAUACUUCAUCGUCAAGUUUGGUUUUAAAACCUGCAUAUUUUAAACUAAUUCUUAACACUUAACUGAAUAUUUUAGGUCCACCUAAUAACAACCAUCAAUAAUCUAUAUUUUUUGGUAGGUUCAAGCCCUGCUAAAACAAGCUUUUUCAAAUUUUUUUUUUGACACGAUCAAUAAUUUAUGUAUUUUUGGUUUUUAUGAGUUCUCAUUA
This is a messenger RNA of Macrosteles quadrilineatus (aster leafhopper), 1976 nucleotides long. Its product is annotated as zinc finger protein 501-like. The transcript has 2 exons. The record is from RefSeq and is a predicted model, not a curated record. Bases 108 to 1106 code for a protein of 332 amino acids. NCBI's taxonomy places the organism in Eukaryota, Metazoa, Arthropoda, Insecta, Hemiptera, Cicadellidae.